Messenger RNA from Loa loa (African eye worm), 732 nucleotides. RefSeq lists its product as hypothetical. Lineage: Eukaryota; Metazoa; Nematoda; Chromadorea; Rhabditida; Onchocercidae. Bases 1 to 732 code for a protein of 243 amino acids. The transcript is spliced from 7 exons. The record is from RefSeq and is a predicted model, not a curated record.
AUGCGAAGUGUACUUGCCUUUCGACGUAUGAGAUACGGUCAUUACAAAUAUCCGAAAGUAUUGAAAGUUAUAAGUGAUAGACAGAUAUUAAAUACGUAUAUCGAUGAAAACCCGAAAUUUGAUGAGGCAUUAGUCCCUGGAAAUGAAAUUGAAGAAGAAAAUGCAGCAAAAUUGGUAAGUAUUGCUUGCUAUGAUCGUGCUGGAAUACCUUUUCCAGGUUUUCUAUGCCCUCUGAUAAAAAUUAUGGCGCAUCAAUAUGGAAAUUGGCGUAGUAAGAUAGUGGAAAAUUCAACCUGUGAAGAUUUGAUGGAUUUAAAUACUCAUCCAUGCGAUCAUAAUGUUAGUUCGUGCGUUUUAUUGGCAUUACCGAAUAGCCAUCUCAUUUUGGGUUGCAUGGAUGAUCAUACAGGAAAAUUUGUUGCACCACAAAAAUGGGCUGGAAGUAAUAAAAAAUAUGCGAAUUAUUUAUUUGAUUUUAGAGUUGACAAUCCACUACAUCUUUCACAACAAUGCAGAAAAUAUAAGGAUGGACGACCAGUAUGUCUAAGAAAUAAUUUAUUUUAUCGGAAAUUUCCAAUUCUUCAACAAUUUACAUGUUGUUGUAAAGGAGAUUUUUGUGCCGAUAUGCUCUUCGACCAGAUGAGUGGUGAAACAUUCAUCGGGUAUAUUUCUAAGCUGGUAGAUGUGAGCAAUAAUAAAGUAGCCGAUAGAACAUAUUUAAAACUAAAAUAA